GGGGCGUGGGAAUCCGGCUUCAUUUCCAGGUGGACCCAAACGUGUCUUUCACACUCCCUCUGUCUCUGUUCUUCCAGUGUAAAUAGUCCCGUUCUGUGUGUCAGGUGCAGAGCGAUUUUCUUCCAUUUGCUCAGCAGAGCCAAGUUUCCCGCUACCAACUUUGUCUUUGGUCUUUUUGUCUGGAAAGAGAUGAUUAGAUUCACAAUAUAGCCCUAAAGAUUAUAAGAUGAUUGUUCAUAUUUAUGAUUUGUUUUCUUGUGCAAGUAGCCAAGUCAGGAAAGAUUUAAAGAUUAGAAUGUCAGUGUUCUCUGAAAAUAGGGAAAAACAGUAGCAAGUUGCUUAGUGCAGGAGUCCUGUUUAUAGUCAGUGUAUUCCAUGCUUUGCUAUCUUGUACUAAUACAAAGAAUGAGAAAUCUGUGACACAUUGGAGUCAUCGUUAGUGGAAGAUCAGUCUCCAAGUACAAGAUUGUGUCAGUUUUUCAAGAUAAUGGCUCCUGGGUUCUUGUGAAAGAGCUAAACCUUUCUGCAAACAGGUCUUGACCUCGAUCACAGUGCAAGGUCAGAUGGUUUAUGAGAAGCAAGAUCAAAAUUGCAGUUGGUGUUGGGUUUAUGUGUCCCCUCCCGAGGGACACCCGUCUGCUGGUGUUGCAAGUGGCUGUGGAACCACAGCUGAGGGGCAGCCUGGGAGACCCGUGACCUAAGGGCUCAGAGUGGCGUGUGGCUCAGAGUGGACGGGGUGGUAGAAAUGUUUUAAAUAAGUAAUAUUGUUAAUUUAAAUUUCUGAACUGACAGAUGAAAGUGGGUUUUUCUCUACUUCUGUGUGGACAGUGACCUCAGUGGCGGGCAGUCGUUGCUGUGCGGGCGUCUCGAGCACGUGGCGUCCAGCAACAAGUGAGUGAACAGGUGUUUUACAGUAUGGUCAGCAUUGGCCCUUAGUAUGGAUUCUCUGUUUCGCUUCUGCAACUUGGAAAGCUGAGUCUACCAUUUCAGAGACCACAGGUGCCGUAUUAAGUAUCUUUUGUUAGAAAUACGAUUUGUUAUCAUUUGAUAAGUUUCCUCAUAUGGAGGCACUUUGGCAACUCAAGAUAAUUAUACCAAAUAAAUUCAUGAGAUGGAAUAGAUAUUGGAUUAAUAGCAUUCAAAAUGACUUUAUAGUUUGAGAUAAGCCCAUUCCAGGUGAUAAAUGAGAAAAAAGAAAUAGGAGAAGAGAUGUACGUGAAAGAAAUAUCUCAAAACUCAGGCACAGUUAUGGCUGCAUGCAGUGUAUGUAGGUAUUUCAGCUCAGUUGGCUUAGCCUACGCAGGCCCGUAGGAUCCAUAGACUCUUAAAUUUCAGUCAAAUAAAAUUACAAGGUCGGCUUUCAACGAGGGGACGUGGGUAAGUCAGUUGUUGAUGUUUUGACGUCGGUUCCCUGCAGCGUCCUUGCGGGCCCGCCGUCUGUCUCCAGACCACGACCUGGGUGGGUCUGUAGGUUGUUGUCUUGAAGGCGCCAUAGAGAAAGAAGCUUAGAUUCAGCAGACGUGGGGCGUCAGGUCAUGGACAGGUCUGGAGAAGCCUCCCCAGCUGCAGAUGUGGGAAAUAGAGGGAGAUGAGCGAGGCCCCUCCUGCACCCCCGUGGUUUUCCACACUGAGUCACCACACUUUAACAAAAACGGCACGAAUGUGCGGGAAUCUACCAAAAUAAUCAAGGUCACUCCUCCUCUUGUCGUGCCGUGAAAAGCUCGUGCGUGGGCUUUUAGCUCAGACCAAGUCGAGUCCAGAUGCUGGCUCUGCUGCUUGUAGCUGUGUGACCCUGGGCAAGUUAACCAGCUUUUCUGAGCCUCAUCUGUAACCUGGGAUAAGUAAUACUGAUUUUGCCAUACGCCUGUGAGAAAUAAAUGAAUUAAAUAAAAUUAACACAGUACAAUAUUUGGCACAUAACAAUCAUUCAGUCAACGUUUAUUCCCUUUUUGUUUUCCCAGCAACAGUUUGGCCAAGUUUUGACUUGCACCUGUUAAAAGCAUACUUGGAAGUUCGGGGAAAAGAAAAAAUAAAGAUUCCAAAUAAAGACAAAAAACACAUUCUUUUAAGAGGGGGAAAGUGUUCGCCUCUGUGAGUUUAUGUGAGGCUGACACUUUGCAGUUGACUUGGCAGUGGUGAGCUGAUCCGUGGUUCAGGAUUCGUUUUUUCCUUAUCAGAUAAUUAUUUUUGGCAAGUGUAUGUAAUGUAAGUAAACACGGUGCAUUUAGUUUAAAUACAUGGAAGAUGGUCCUUAAUUCUCCCUUGUCAUCAUUUGAUCGUUUCGUUUUCCAGAACAGGCUAGCAGCAGAGUGCCUCUACUCGUCAGCGGUAUUCCCUGGUGGGUUAGAGACCUGCAUCGCUGCUCACUGUGGUUUCUGGGAACUGGACGAGGUUGAUGUCCACGGGAUAAAAAUGAAGUUAGGGGAGGGCAUCAUUCCCGAUCCUCUAGUUUUGCUUUUAUGUUGCUGUUGUUCUGAAAUACGUGAUAUGGGGUGGGUGCAGUGAACGCAGUGACUUAAGGAGGAGGUAAUGAUUCUGUGUCUCCCUGAGUAACAUCUGUUGGACCAGGAGCUGAGACUGUCAAUCACCAAACGUCUGCACCUUUUAGAAUAUUGGAAGCACGAGACCCCGCAGCUCCCUGGCACAACCUCUUUGGGGUGUCCUUUUGCCCCCUGGAGGUGAUCCACGGUUAGCACGAGGCUGGCUGUACGGGAACAGCUUGGAGAAGCACUCUGUCCAUGUCCCAACAUCGCUCCUGUCCUCCUGGUUCCUGCGUCCUGACGCCAGUCUUUGUCACCGGCUGAGUAAGAUCUCUCAGGUAGGGAAGCUGCAGAGGAAACGAUCAGCUGCGCAGGACUUGGCGGGACCAUGGCCAGCUGUUGACAGUGGGCACUGAUCAGUUCAGGUGACUUGGACUAUUACUGGUUGGAUCCUGCCACGUGGCACAGCCGGGAAACCUCGCCCAUUAGUUCGCAUCCUGUAACGUGGCAGCCAUCCAAAGAGGGAGAUCGAUUGAUUGGGCGUGUCAUUCUCAACAAGAGGACAACCAUGCCCAAGGAGUCGGGAGCCCUGCUGGGUCUGAAAGUUGUUGGAGGCAAAAUGACUGACUUAGGACGCCUUGGUGCCUUCAUCACCAAAGUAAAGAAGGGUAGCCUUGCAGAUGUAGUUGGACACUUAAGAGCAGGGGAUGAAGUUCUAGAAUGGAAUGGUAAACCCCUGCCGGGAGCUACAAAUGAAGAAGUUUACAACAUUAUUUUAGAAUCAAAAUCAGAACCUCAAGUUGAAAUUAUUGUUUCAAGGCCUAUUGGUGACAUUCCACGGAUUCCUGAGAGCUCCCAUCCUCCACUGGAGUCCAGUUCAAGUUCCUUUGAAUCUCAGAAGAUGGAAAGGCCUUCCAUUUCUGUUAUUUCUCCCACGAGUCCUGGAGCCCUAAAAGAUGCCCCACAAGUCUUGCCAGGGCAACUUUCUGUGAAGCUGUGGUAUGACAAAGUGGGACACCAGCUGAUUGUAAAUGUUCUACAAGCAACAGAUCUACCCCCUAGAGUAGACGGGCGUACCAGGAACCCCUAUGUCAAAAUGUAUUUUCUUCCAGAUAGAAGUGAUAAAAGUAAAAGGAGGACCAAAACUGUAAAGAAAGUGCUGGAACCAAAAUGGAAUCAGACGUUUGUCUAUUCCCACGUGCAUCGCAGAGACUUUAGAGAGCGGAUGUUGGAGAUCACCGUGUGGGAUCAGCCGCGAGUGCAAGAAGAAGAGAGUGAAUUUCUUGGUGAGAUCCUCAUAGAGCUGGAGACGGCCCUUCUAGACGAUGAACCACAUUGGUACAAACUGCAGACACACGAUGAGUCUUCGCUACCUCUGCCGCAGCCCUCACCUUUCCUGCCAAGGCGGCACAUCCACGGGGAGAGCGCCAGCAAAAGACUGCAAAGGUCUCAGCGCGUCACUGAUAGCGACAUCUCAGAUUAUGAGGUUGAUGAUGGUAUUGGCGUGGUUCCCCCAGUGGGUUACAGGUCUAGUGCUAGAGAAAGCAAACCUGCGACGUUAACUGUGCCGGAACAGCAGAGGACCUCGCAUCACCGCUCGCGCUCCGUGUCUCCUCAUCGCGGUGGUGACCAAGGCCGGCCGCGCUCCCGUUUACCAAAUGUGCCAUUACAGAGGAGUUUAGAUGAAAUUCAUCCAACCAGAAGGUCACGUUCUCCAACCAGACACCAUGAUGCCUCCCGAAGCCCAGUUGAUCACAGAUCCAGAGAUGUGGAUAGUCAGUAUUUAUCAGAACAAGACAGUGAGCUUCUCAUGCUGCCCAGGGCAAAACGAGGACGCAGUGCGGAGUGCCUCCACACGACCAGUGAGCUGCGGCCCUCCCUUGACAGGGCCAGGAGUGCUAGUACCACCUGCUUGAGACCAGACGCUAGUUUGCAUUCACCAGAACGAGAAAGGGGUAGAUGGUCCCCCUCCCUAGAUAGGAGACUGCCUCCUAGCCCCAGGAUUCAAAUCCAGCACGCGUCUCCGGAGAAUGACAGGCACUCCAGAAAGUCUGAAAGAUCUAGCAUCCAAAAACAGACUAGGAAAGGCACCACCUCUGAUGCAGAAAGGGUUCUUCCACCAUGUCUUUCUAGAAGGGGAUACGCAGCCCCGAGAGCGACUGAUCAUCCAGUCCUUAGGGGAAAACAUCCCACUCGCUCCAGGUCGAGUGAGCACUCUAGUGUCAGAGCACUGUGUUCUAGCCACCAGCUUGCCCCCGGAGGCUCAGCACCACCUUCUCCGCUUCUGACAAGAAUGCACCGGCAAGGAAGCCCAAGCCAGUCGCCUCCCGCGGACGCAGGCUUCAGCAGCCGCAGGGGCCGGCAGCUCCCACAGGUGCCCGUGAGGAGUGGCAGUGUAGAACAAGAACAAGAAAAAUAUAACUCUUCCACAAAAGUGAGCUUAGUAGUGGAGGAGCGAACGAGACACAUGAAACUGAAAGUGCACCGGGUUAAGCAGACGGCAGGGUCUGGGUCUAGUCAAGAACUCGAUCGCGAGCAGUAUUCCCAGUAUAACAUACAUAAAGAUCAAUACAGAAGCUGUGAUAACGUCUCUGCCAGAUCAUCAGAUAGUGAUGUCAGUGAUGUGUCCGCCAUUUCCAGAACCAGCAGUGCCUCCCGCCUCAGCAGCACAAGCUUUAUGUCAGAGCAGUCUGAGCGCCCCGGGGGUAGAAUCAGUUCAUUUACCCCUAAAAUGCAAGGCAGACGGAUGGGGACUUCAGGAAGAGCCAUCACGAAGAGCACCAGUGUGAGUGGAGAGAUGUACACACUGGAGCAUAAUGACGGCAGCCAGUCGGACACGGCUGUGGGUACCGUUGGAGCAGGUGGAAAGAAGAGGAGAUCCAGCCUGAGUGCCAAGGUGGUUGCCAUAGUGUCUCGAAGGAGCAGAAGCACAUCCCAGCUAAGCCAGACAGAGUCAGGCCACAAGAAGUUGAAGAGUACCAUCCAGAGAAGCACAGAGACAGGGAUGGCGGCUGAGAUGAGGAAGAUGGUGAGGCAGCCCAGCCGUGAGUCCACCGACGGCAGCAUCAACAGUUACAGCUCCGAGGGAAACUUGAUAUUUCCUGGAGUACGGCUAGGAGCGGACAGUCAGUUCAGUGAUUUUCUUGACGGACUCGGACCUGCCCAGCUUGUUGGCCGGCAAACACUUGCCACCCCAGCAAUGGGCGACAUACAGAUCGGGAUGGAGGACAAGAAGGGCCACUUAGAAGUGGAAGUGAUCAGGGCGCGUAGCCUCACGCAGAAGCCGGGCUCCAGGUCCACGCCUGCUCCAUACGUCAAAGUAUAUCUUUUGGAAAAUGGGGCCUGUAUAGCCAAGAAGAAGACGAGAAUUGCACGAAAAACCCUCGAUCCUUUGUAUCAACAGUCCCUGAUUUUUGACGAAAGUCCACAGGGCAAAGUUCUUCAGGUGAUCGUCUGGGGGGACUAUGGCAGGAUGGACCACAAAUGCUUUAUGGGUGUGGCUCAGAUCUUGUUGGAAGAGCUCGACCUGUCCAGUAUGGUGAUCGGCUGGUACAAGUUGUUCCCGCCGUCGUCACUGGUGGAUCCCACACUCACACCCCUCACGCGCCGGGCUUCCCAGUCGUCUCUGGAAAGUUCAACUGGGCCUCCCUGCAUUCGAUCGUAGUGAACUCAUACCAGAGUCAUUCCAAUAAAACUCUGCCUUUCAGGAUAAUAAUCUGAACCAGAUAUUUCAUGAUCAAAAGCAUUGUUGGAGACAGACAAUCAACUCGUGUUUUGCCUGUAGUAGUUUUUCAAUAAUAUGUCCCAAUUGUUGUUUAAAACCUGGCUUCAUAGGACAGAACAAGGCAAUCUACCACAUUACAGUAAGAGUCAGCAUGCUGGUGAGAGUCACUGAUGCUUCUAUAGAUAGAAAAGGAGGAAACUUCAAAUUCACACACACACACCCCAAACUAAAGAGGCUGGAAACUCUCACUCUGUGAACAGUUGUGUCUGUCGCAUUUCUGCACAGACCACAAGCAGUGUUAUUUCCCUAGUGUUUGAGAGGUUCUGUUUCUCUGUGUGUUUGUUGGGUUUUGGUUUCUUGAUUUGUUUCGUUUUUCACCGUACUUGUCAUUUCCUUGUUUUUGGCUGUCAUGACAGGCCUCAUGAUGCUUACAGAGACCCUUCCUUUCUUUUUCCAAAAUCACCAAAAAAGGGCUGAAGCGGUCUCUGUGGCGUCCGGGUGAGAGGAGGCCAAUGAGGGCUCCAGCACUUUUCCUUUAUGGUUCUUCAGUCUCGCGUGGGGAAACCCAGGAAACAAAGGCUAUCUUCCAAAACAACCACAAAAUCACUUUUUUUAAUGAAGAGCAUAUCUGUUUGCAUUCUAACAAAUUAGUUCAUGUUUUCCAUUGCUUUGCAUGGAAGACGUAAAGAGGUCGGUGAGCAGCUAAACCGAGAACUAAAACUAACCCCAUCAUGGUCCUUCGGAGACACUCCUUAUAAUGCCUUUUUCUUCCUGAUAUCCAAAAAAAAAAAUGUGCUCAUGUGUAUUAUCCAUACUUUUGACUUCCCAAAAUGGUGACUAGAAAUGGAUUUGAGCCUAAGACACUUUGAGCUACGCCCAGGCUCCUCGCCAUGUCUCUGUGCAGACACACCAUCUACCCUGGAAAGAGCACAGUAUGAGCUGUCCAAUAUUCCACUGGAAAUUCCAGUUGAAAUAUUCUGCACUAAACUAAUGUUUUUAUCAAGUUUCAUUUUACAUUUCUUUGAGAUUGAUGCAAGCACAAAGCUUGAUUUUUUAACGCAAAGUAUCUUACUUUUUUGGGGGAAAAAUAAAACAAAGUCAAAUUUCAAUUUGCAUUUUCUUCAUUGGAGUCUUUCUCGGUCUUGAAUUUCCUUGUGACAUUCUGUAUGUGUGCUAUGAACUGCAGACUCUGCAGGCGCAUUGAUGUGUCCUCCCUCCGAUGAGUCGUUCAAAUUUUGUGCUUACACGGUAGAGCAGCAUGGCUUGGAACUGUUCAAAGCUGCAUGCACAUUUUGUAAAAAAAAAAAAAAUGAAAAAGAAAAGAAAGGUUAUUUAAUAAUGUACGUUAGUUCCACAUAGGCCCGCUCGUGUGUUGCAUGUACUUUACAAUUUGCUCGUUAAUUACUAUACUGAAAUAACCAAGAAAUCUAAGCCAUCCGUUUUUGUUAUAGACAUUUUGCAGGUUUUAGCCUGACUCAUUCUGAGUCUGGGGUGAAAUGUCUAUAGAUGGACUUUAUUUUUUACCCUCUGGAAAACGUGAUGUAGUAAGGACCAAAUUCCUUCUAAUAAAUACUUCGGUGUAGAUUCCUACUGUGGGGCUGUGACACGUGUAGACACUGUGUGCACACUAGGUUUUAAUCCAUAGACAUACUGCCUGCACCAAGUGAGUUAUUGAUUAUUAUUUACACAUGCCAGAAUUACCUGCCCAUCGUUCCACAGGCCCAGACUGACCACUACUCACCAUGCUGAGCAGGAGGAACCGAAGCCUUGGUGCACUUCUACUAGAUUCCGUUCUGUCUUAGUGGCCAACAACCAACUGAUUAUAAUUGGGUAGUAUCUUUCUAUUUUGACCACUUGUCUUAACACUCCCCUGUGCUUUUAAAUGAACUUCCAACUCAUGUAUGUAAACAUGUUUAAUAAAACUUACUUUUCAUGUCA
Messenger RNA from Equus caballus (horse), 8142 nucleotides. NCBI's taxonomy places the organism in Eukaryota, Metazoa, Chordata, Mammalia, Perissodactyla, Equidae. The record is from RefSeq and is a predicted model, not a curated record.